Messenger RNA from Astrephomene gubernaculifera, 1021 nucleotides. Lineage: Eukaryota; Viridiplantae; Chlorophyta; Chlorophyceae; Chlamydomonadales; Astrephomenaceae. The record is from the annotation of a GenBank genome assembly.
AUGGUUGCGGAGGCGCUCUCCACCAUCACCAACUGCGUCACCCCUCCACCCGCACUGGCGCAACUGCUGCCCAGCGGGAGCGGCGGCGGCGGCGGUGGUGGUGGUACGACACGAGCUGGUGGCGGAGGCGGAGGCGGAUGGAUGUACGGCAUGACUCCGGGCCGCCGCCCCGACCGAGCUCCUGCAUGGGGCGGCUUCAUUGAGGGCGGGGGACUGCAGGCGGAGGAGGGGGCUGCAGGGGCUCGACCUCCCUCCGCCCUCGCCCCUGCCGUACCUCCCCCCCUGGACCUCGGCCCGCCCGCCCCCACCCUGGGCCAAGCCCUGGAGGCGGGUUACGUCCUCGCACGACAGAUUGUACGGCAGUCCAACGGCAUCCGUACACUGAUGCAACUGCUACAGCCCCGACACGGCGUGGGGCCGCAUGCGGUGCCCCCGGCUGCGCUCGACCGCAUUCGCGCGCUGGCGUGUCGUGCGCUCGUGGGACUUGCGGGCGAUCCGGCUAUUCGGCAGAUCCUGACACGACUGCAGCUCGCUCGGCUGCUUUCCGAGCUGGUCCGUGAGCCCCUGGGCGGCCCGCAUGCGUCCCACACCCUGGCCCGCCGACCCACGGGUCUGUUGCCCUACCAUGAGCCCUCCGCUGGCAGUGGAGCAGUGCCGUACUCUUACGGCCCGUACGUACGGGGCGGUGGUACGGACUGGCACGCGGCCUUCACGUCUUCGGCCCUGGAGCUGAUAGCGCUGACUACCACCGGCACUGGACCCAUGACCCGCCAUGCGGACAAGUUCACCGCCGCAGCCAACGACGCCACCGCUCCCGCGCUCCACAAGAUCGAGCGCGCUGCCAUCGCCGCGUCCUCCCACGUCAGCUACAACCCGCAGGAGUUGCUGCUGCUGGUGUACGAACACCUCAAGGCCUCAGGGCUGCACACCUCCGCCGCAGCGCUGGCGGCGGAGGCGAACCUCGCCCGGGCUAAUGCCGCACUGCACAAGCUCAUGCACCUGCAAACAGCGCCGCACGGAC